UCGGGCAGAGAAGCAGCGAGUUGCUCAGCGUGUGUCGUCGUUGUGUGAAACGUUAUUACUCCUUACGAUUAUUACACAUAUUAACGAUUAUUCGUAAACGUUUUUAUUUUUAAUUAUCACUCGUGAAUUCUGUUACUUCUAUUACAAAGCGAGAGAGUAAAAUUGCCUUAAAAUAUGAAUGUAUAAAAACUGAUUAGCAAUAGAAAUGGCAAUGCGAGUGACGCUUGAAGUGGCACGAUUUUCUAAUGCUAAACGAAUAGUAACUUCGUGAGUUUUCGCCCGUUGUUUUCCCGUCGUAAUAUACGUACAUAAUAAAGUGUAAUAUGCAUAAUGCGCGUUGCGUGUGAUUAACGUCGGGGGUGCCGUGCAAAGUGUCGCGCGAUCGUUGUGUUUUGCUGAUUAGUGCGCGCGUGAUCGUAAUUAACACUGUUUUCGAGUGUCGUGAAUGAGUUGUAAGAGAACAGCUGGUGAACAAGAAGAGAGGAAAAGGCCCGAGACAUCAGAAAAUGAUAAAGCAACUUGGGAUUUACCCAGGUUCGGCAAACCGUUGAACAACCUUACAGUCUCGGUGGGUCGCGAAGCCAUUUUCACAUGCAUCGUCGAGGCUCUCGGACCAUACAAGGUAGCGUGGCUACGAGUCGAUACGCAGACAAUUCUGACGAUAUCGAGUCACGUUAUCACGAAGAAUCAUCGGAUCGCAGUGACACACAUUGGCCAUCGAACGUGGUCUCUGCAUAUAAAAGAUACGCGCCAGACUGACAGCGGUUGGUACAUGUGCCAGGUUAAUACUGAUCCGAUGUCCAGCAUUGUUGGUUUUCUCGACGUUGUUGUGCCACCGGAUAUCCUGGACUACCCCACCAGUACGGAUAUGGUGGUGCGAGAGGGUAGCAACGUGACGUUACGGUGCGCGGCGACAGGAACACCGGAGCCGACGGUCACGUGGCGUCGCGAGGCGGGUGGCUCGAUCAGCUUGUCAAACUGGCGCGAAGUGGCGAGUAUCGAAGGUCCGGAACUGGAAAUAACACGCAUUACGCGUCUCCAUAUGGGACCGUAUCUCUGCAUAGCAUCUAACGGGGUGCCACCGACAGUCAGCAAGCGGAUCCUUCUCACUGUUCACUUUCAGCCUAUGGUUUGGAUCGAAAAUCAGCUAGUGGGUGCUUUCGAAGGACAAAGUCUUACAUUGGAAUGCCAUAGCGAAGCUCAUCCUAGUCCUAUCACUUAUUGGACGAAACCAACAAAUGAGACUAUUGCCAACGACGAGAACUAUAAGGUCGAAACAAUCCCCAAGGGAUCAUAUGAAAUGACAAUGAAGCUCGUGAUAAAAUCUGUACGAUUCCAGGAUUUUGGAUUCUUUCGGUGUGUGGCAACGAAUUCUCUCGGAGAAACUGAUGGAAGGAUAAAACUUUAUAAAAUCGAUAAGCCCACUACGCGCAAACCAGGCACGAGACGGAAGGCGAAGAAGAUCGAUCACAGCCAUGAGAAAAAAGCCGCCGGAAUGAAGGACGAGCCAAUGCUGAAAGGUGAUGAUAUUGGCGACGAGCAGAUCGAUUUUCAGUCGGCGACGGCCUCAUCGGCGUUUCAUCGCCAUUUGCUUACAAAUUUCGGAAUAACUGCCAUAACCGCGAUAUUGGUCGGUGGUUUAUCCACACAGACUACUGUUGUUCAGUAAAAUACUAUACGCAAAGAAGAUUAAAGUAAUAUAGAAAGAGUCUCUGGAUGCGAGAUUAAACAUCGCGCGUGGCAAGCAUUGCAACGAAGUAAUGUCGAUAAGAAUAAUGCUGCGAAGGGUCGCUGUUCUUGAUAAAAAGUCUCUUCCUGUUGUACAAUGAAAUUUGCAUAAAGUGGACGUAGAGUGAAGACCUGUUUUUAUAUAGAAGCAUGAAGGGGGCCCGAAGUAUCUGGUUGAUCAGAGUGACCGUGGUACUGUACUUCGUGAGGGAGCGUAAUUAACACAUUGCAAGCCGAACGUGUACUAAUAGACUUUCCUCUCUAUCUAAAGAUGUAGAAAGCCACCAAUCUAUUAACCCCUUUACGCUGAAGGCGUUAGAGUAGCUGGCUUUUACCGUUCCCAUUCCAAGCGGUAACCUUGUUGAUCUCGCCAUCACUUGAAGAAGAAAGUCUGUAAAUCAAAUAAAAAGGGUACAUAUUAUUUGCAAUCGCACUUUCUGAUAAGUUGUUAAAAUAAAUAUUUUUUUGUUUGCUUUAUAUAUUUAUAUAUGUGCGUAUGUGAAUAUAGUAGCAUACAAAUUCUAUUUCAAUUCGUUUAAAAAGAAUUACAUAUUUUUUAUUUUUUUAUAAAAUAUAAAUUGUCUGUUUUUUGUAAUUUGUUCAAUUUUUAGGUUGCAGUAAUUAUAUAGUGUUCUUCUUUUCAUCAUAUACUGUAUUGAUGUGAAUAUAAAUAUAAAGAUAUAUCUUUCGUUAUUUCUGCAUUUCUCAAAAUAUUAACAGAGCGUACAUAGCUUGCAAUUUGCUAAUAAUGUCUAAUGUCUAAAUAUUAAGAUGAGUAAUGAAAGUGCAUUGUGUAUAUGUGAAAUGUCAAAUAAUUUUUUACAAAGAGUUAUUUAUUAUUUUUCAGCAUUAUAUCUGAAAGUUUAUUUUUUAUCAUCAUGAAUAUUAUAAAUGUAUUCCUGUUGCCUAAUUGCAUUUUAAAUUAUAUAUUAAACUUUUAAUUAUUUUGCUACGGUUUUCUGUUAUUAUAAAUGUACAUGUUAGAAAGUUAAUUAUAUCUUUUAUAGUAUGUAUCAAUAACAAAUACUCGUGUAUGUAUGCAAGAAUAAUAAGAAACUUGGAAUGAGAUGCAAUGGAAUUUAAUUAUUAGGAAGAUAACAAUGUAUAAAUGAAUAUAUACUUUGAAUGGUAGAGUCUUCACAAUAAUGUUGUGUAUUAUAUUAAAAUUAUUUUAUAAAGCUAUAAAUUUAUACAUCUUUACGAAAUUUUGUACUAAGUUUUAUCUUGUUUUUUAGGCACAUAAAAUAUAUCGUGAAAAAAAGGAUAUGGCUCAUAUUUUCAGCGAGAAGAGAUUUAUUUUGUUUAAAUAUGUCGCAAUAACUUUUAAAUAGAAAGAGUUGAAUUUAUGAUGUUACGUUGUAAGUGGUUAUUUUAAUAAUUUAUAUAAUGGCUAAAAAAUCUACUUUAUUUUUUAUAAACAAAUGGCAUGUGUCUUUUUAUUUUAUAAAACUUGUUUGUUGCAUUAUCAAAGAGCCUUUAGAUUUUAAAUGGUAUAUCAUUGUAAUAUCAAAGAAAUAUUAAUUACAUUUCUUGUCAAUUUUAUAAUUAUAUACUUUAUUAUAUAAUUUAAAUAUAUACAUGUAUAUGUAUAUGUAUAUGUGACAUUUUUUGAUCACAAGAAAAACAGAUUAAUCGCAUCAUUUAAAACAUUAUAUUACGAGCGAAGAAUUGUACAUAAUUUUAUAACUGCAUUUUAUUCUAUUGCUCCAAUAUGUUCCCAAUUUUUAUGCUUUUUGUGUAUUUAAGUAAAAUUCCUAACUUAAUGCAAUUGUUGCGUUUAUUUACAGGAUGACAAUAAUUUUCUGAAAUUUUCCGUUAUUAACGGAAUGAUCAAUAAAGUAUUUUUAAUUCGAAUACCUCGAGACCAUUGAUAUGGUUAUAGUAAUAGGCUUAUUGCGUGUACUGUACAUAUAAUAUACAUAAUAUAUACACAUCUGUAGAAAUCAAAGAGAGAAAGGAAAGAAGGAAGACAGAAUUUUUCUCAAGUUUUUAUCUAUAAAACAAAUUUUAGUUCUAGAUAAAUUUAGUAUUUUAGAUAUAUAAAAAUAAUGAUCAUACACGCAUCAACGAACAGAGAUAAUAUCUUAACAUAAUAUUUUUUAAGUUAUAGAUUACAAAAAAUAAAUUAUUAAAAAAGUUACAAGUUUCUUACAAACAAAACAAGAGUUUGUUAAAAUCCAUUUAUAAAUUAUAAUGGAUCACUUUUUCUGUGUACGUUUAAAUUUUUGAUUUAUAAAUGAAAUAUACAUAUGUAUAUUAAAAAUAUGGAAAUGCUAAAUUUGUGAACAGGUUAAGACUACAAGUAACAAUUUUAAGUGUGAAUAUGUGUAUUUUUACGUGAGAUAUUUUUAUUCAUUUUGAUAGAUGUGUAUUAAACGUAGGUAAAAAUAAAUCUGUAGAUUCUGCUAUAUAUAACAAAUAUUAAUAACAUACAUCGCAUUCAAAAAAUAACGAAUAUACAAUAUUUUCAAUCAAUAUUUUAAAGCAAUUUACCAGUGAUUUAUCAAUUAAGCUUUCAUUUCAUUUUCUUAACGAGUUUGUUAUCGAUCAAUCACAUGUUUUUUUAAUCGAUUACAAAUUGCUGGUUUGGUUUAAAUUUUUGAAAUAGAUCUCCAUCAAUUUCGCGAUGCUGCUUGCGUAUGUUUGUGAUGACCCCAAAUGUGCUAUGUACAUAUUCGUAGACGUGUGAUAAUCGAUAAAUUAAUGUACGGCGCCGCAUUUCUUCAAUAUAUAGAGCUACUAGUAUUGUAUAAUAAUAGUAUGUGUAUGAUAUUGUAGAAUAAGCCUCAGGGACAUGUAUAUAUGCUAAGCUGUAAGUUAUAUUAGUUUUUGCAUUUGUGUGUGGUCACAAUAACUCUUCCCUCCCAUGUAAAUAAAAUGUACCUUAUCGUGUACUUGGGCAAUAAAUGUUAGA
Cataglyphis hispanica is the source of this 4642-nucleotide messenger RNA. RefSeq names its product neurotrimin-like. The transcript is spliced from 8 exons. Gene Ontology annotation, cellular component: neuron projection. Bases 446 to 1669 code for a protein of 407 amino acids. The record is from RefSeq and is a predicted model, not a curated record. NCBI's taxonomy places the organism in Eukaryota, Metazoa, Arthropoda, Insecta, Hymenoptera, Formicidae.